Messenger RNA from Ipomoea nil (Japanese morning glory), 2235 nucleotides. Its product is annotated as lysM domain receptor-like kinase 3. Bases 141 to 2027 code for a protein of 628 amino acids. Gene Ontology annotation, molecular function: ATP binding; transmembrane receptor protein kinase activity. The transcript is spliced from 12 exons. The record is from RefSeq and is a predicted model, not a curated record. Gene Ontology annotation, biological process: innate immune response; protein phosphorylation. Lineage: Eukaryota; Viridiplantae; Streptophyta; Magnoliopsida; Solanales; Convolvulaceae.
UUUUUUUUUUGAACAAUUAAUAUCUCUCCGGACUCAGUCAACGCUCCAUUUCGAAAUCUCUCUCAAGACCUUUCUUCAUUCUCCUUCUUCAUUCUUCAAUCUUACCAGCGCCAAGAGAUUAGUCGUAUGUUUUGCUCAACAUGUGGGUCUUUCUGCAAUCCAAACAUGGAGCGAGGUCGAUUCUCCUGGGGAUGAUCUUGUCGUUUCUUAGCUUAUCAUCACUUGCUCCUCCAGCUGAGUGCCGUUGCAGCGAGGGCUGUGACUUAGCUCUAGCGUCGUACUACGUUUGGGAAGGCACGAACCUCACCUUCACUUCGCAAUUGUUCUCUGUUCCUCGCUCCGAUAUCAUUGCCUAUAGCCCCCCUGAAAAUAUUCCGAACCAGGAUAACGUCCUUGCAGGCACCAGGAUUCUCGUGCCUUUCCGAUGUGAUUGCCUGGAAAACGGCGAGUUUUUGGGCAAAGUUUUUCCGUACGUUGUUACUCCCGGGGACACGUACGAACCCCUUGCGGGAAGGUACUAUUCCAAUUUGACGACUGUUGACUUGUUGAGGAGAUUUAACAGUUACCCGGAGAACGAUAUUCCGGAUACGGGGGCGACAUUGAAUGUGACGGUGACUUGCUCGUGCGGGGAUAGGGAUGUCUCCGAGGACUACGGCUUGUUUGUUACGUAUCCCCUGAGGCCGGGGGAGAGCUUGUCGUCGGUGGCAAACGCGGCGAACGUCAGUGAAGAUUUGGUUCGUAGGUAUAAUCCGGGAGUGAAUUUCAAUGCCGGGAGUGGGGUGGUGUUUGUUCCGGGAAGAGAUAGAAAUGGGAACUUUCCACCUAUGCCGCCAAAAAGCACAGGACUAUCAACUGCAGCCAAAGCUGGGAUAUCUGUAGCAGCAAUAGCAGGAGUAUUUUUAUUGGCAGGUUUAAUCUAUGUGGGAUUUUACAGAAAGAGGAAAGAGAAUGUCUCAUUGCUGCCAGCUUCUGAAAAUCAAUCCCAUCACUUCGGGCAAGAAGUUACGGCACUUAAAGGUGCAGAUUCUGCUCGUGCUGCUGAUGGAGCUGCUCCGGUCAUUUCGGGCAUUACUGUUGAAAAAUCUGUUGAAUUCUCGUAUGAAGAACUUGCGAGUGCAACUAGUGACUUCAGCCUCGCAAAUAAGAUUGGUGAGGGUGGCUUUGGUGCUGUCUACUAUGCCGAGCUUAGAGGAGAGAAAGCAGCUAUUAAGAAAAUGGAUAUGCAAGCAACAAAAGAAUUUCUUGCUGAACUGAAGGUUUUGACACGUGUUCAUCACCUGAACCUGGUGCGCUUGAUAGGGUACUGUGUUGAAGGUUCUCUCUUCCUUGUAUAUGAAUACAUUGAGAAUGGCAACUUAAGUCAACAUCUGCGUGGUACAGGGAGGGACCCGUUACCAUGGUCAACUAGGGUGCAAAUUGCGCUGGAUUCAGCUAGGGGUCUUGAAUAUAUACACGAGCAUACGGUUCCUGUAUACAUCCAUCGCGAUAUUAAACCAGCAAAUAUCCUAAUAGACAAAAACUUCCACGCAAAGGUUGCUGAUUUUGGUUUAACGAAACUGACUGAAGUUGGAAGUUCAUCUUUGCCGACACGUUUGGUUGGUACAUUUGGGUACAUGCCCCCAGAGUAUGCUCAGUACGGAGACGUCUCUCCCAAAGUUGAUGUGUAUGCUUUUGGAGUUGUUCUUUAUGAGUUAAUUUCCGGCAAGGAAGCUAUAGUGAAGGCAAACGGUUCUGUAGCCGAGUCAAAAGGCCUAGUUGCUUUGUUUGAAGAAGUCCUCAAUCAACCCGAGCCCAACGAUGACAUUCGACCGCUGGUUGACCCUAGACUUGGAGACACCUACCCAUUGGACUCGGUCCGAAAGAUGGCGCAGCUUGCGAAAGCUUGCACUCACGAGAACCCUCAAAUACGGCCAAGCAUGAGGUCGAUAGUGGUGGCUCUGAUGACACUAUCGUCGUCAACAGAGGAUUGGGAUGUGGGCGCCUUCUAUGGAAACCAAGGCCUCAUAAAUCUCAUGUCUGGAAGAUAGUAUAGUAACACUCUGGUUGGUAUUUGUAAAAUGGACCAACAUUUCAUUUACAGUGUUGUUGUGUAUCUUUGCAUUAUUUACCACAUUUUUUGUUUGUAUAUAAUACUGUGUAACAGUUUGAUGAGUGGAAUAAAUCUGCAGCGCUGUGGGAAGAAUUAAGAAUACUCUGUCCCACCCAUCUCUAAUAUGUACUCUAAAUAUUUACCUU